Messenger RNA from Solenopsis invicta (red fire ant), 11862 nucleotides. Its product is annotated as cyclin-T. The record is from RefSeq and is a predicted model, not a curated record. The transcript is spliced from 8 exons. Gene Ontology annotation, cellular component: cyclin/CDK positive transcription elongation factor complex; nucleus. Gene Ontology annotation, biological process: positive regulation of DNA-templated transcription, elongation; regulation of transcription by RNA polymerase II. The coding region runs from base 1016 to 4996 and encodes 1326 amino acids. Gene Ontology annotation, molecular function: cyclin-dependent protein serine/threonine kinase activator activity. Lineage: Eukaryota; Metazoa; Arthropoda; Insecta; Hymenoptera; Formicidae.
CACGCCGUAUUAGCGCGCUUACGCGACGCGGUCGCGCUGGCCUCCGGAGGCGAGGCGACGAAACGUCGAAGAGGAGGUGUACGGUCGCGCGAGGACGUGAAUUCCCUGGAGGAGGAGCAGGUGAAGGUGGUCGAUGGGGCACGACGACGCGGUUUGCUACGCAUGUUACGCAACGUGUGACGCGACCGUUGAUCGUCGUCGUAGCGUCUCUUUUAACGGGCUACCCACGCGAGGACAAGAUCUCCGGGGACGCCCGCCUGCUUGCCCACCCGUCCGUCCGUCCAACCGACCGACCGACCGACCAACCAACCAACCAACCAACCAACCAAACUAACCAACCGACCGAGCGUUCGCGAUGACGGUGCAUCAUCUCCGCGAGAUACGGUGGAGGUUAUGACUGCGUGCUCUCGUGGAUGGUUGUCCCGUGCGUGGACGCGAACGAUUAACGGCCGCGAGUACACAACGUCCUUCAUACAUGUACGUUCGGCGAGAGUGCUCAGCCGACGUUAACGGAACGUCGCGAUUCAACAUCGCGACGAGCGUUUCCUUACAAACGUGGUGCGCGGAGAGCGGGUCAAGGAAAACAGUGUGGCAAAUUGGCGACGACGAGUCAUUGCGAGCACUGUGGUGGUGCUUACAGGAGGUAACCCAUUUUGACCCGGUCGCGCAGCCAGCUACAGAGAAACGCAGAAAGGAGACUCGGAGACUCCGUUCGCGCCGCUCGGCGCCCGGGGUGCCCGCGAGAGAGCACGCGCGACGAGAGCAACAGCCAGCAGCUCUCGUCGCAGCAUUUCCGACGACAUCUCGUCUCGGCGCAUCGCGUUGCGUCACUCGUGCCCGCGACGCCAUUUUCCAGAGUUGUAAGUGGCGUGACUCUAGCCGACAACAGCGAGACGUGACUCUAGUUUCGCGUGCCGCGUAUUGCUGCUCGCCGUCGCUGUCGCCACUGUACCGCGACGAUCCGUGCGAGAGUCCACAUCGUCUUCGGUCACGGGUGGAUUGUAUACACACAUAAAUGGCGGCUGACGAAAGAUGGUAUUUUACGAGAGAGCAGCUUGCAAACACGCCGAGUCGAAAAUGCGGUAUCGACGGAGACAAAGAGCUGAGCUAUCGGCAGCAAGCUGCGAAUUUCAUUCAGGAUAUGGGACAACGGCUCGUAGUAUCACAAUUGUGUAUCAAUACAGCCAUUGUAUAUAUGCAUCGAUUCUACGUGUUCCACUCGCUAACACAGUUCCACAGGAAUGCUAUUGCUGUGGCGGCACUCUUUCUAGCAGCAAAAGUAGAAGAGCAGCCAAGGAAACUGGAACAUGUUAUCAAAAUGGCAUACAUGUGUCUCCAUAGAGAUCAAGCUCCACCUGACUCCAGAUCAGAGCAAUUUCUCGAGCAAGCACAAGAUCUGGUGUUCAACGAGAAUGUUCUGCUACAGACAUUAGGAUUUGAUGUUGCCAUUGACCAUCCACAUACUCACGUUGUUAGAUGUUGCCAAUUAGUAAAAGGUACAGCGAGCAAGGACUUAGCUCAAACUUCAUACUUCAUGGCAUCUAAUAGCUUACAUUUAACUACAAUGUGUCUGCAGUACAAGCCGACAGUUGUCGCUUGUUUUUGCAUACACCUCGCAUGUAAAUGGUCCAAUUGGGAGAUACCACAAAGUACCGAAGGAAAACAAUGGUUCUGGUACGUAGAUAGAACCGUUACUUCGGAUUUACUUCAAGAACUAACAAAUGAAUUCCUCCACAUAUUUGACAAGUGUCCAUCGAGAUUAAAGAGAAAAAUUUUAAGUAUCUCUGCAAAUCAGAGUCCAAGUACUCAUCAUCCGAGUCUGUCGAAUUCUCCAUUUGAUUCCGAGCCGCGUAAAAUAUCUCCAACUCCAUUAGAUGGUGCCGCCGCCGCUGUUGUUGCCCAUUUCAGUCGUUCUCAUCACGCGGUAGAAGGUGCCGCUGCUGCCCAUUCGAGCCGCUCUCAUCACGCAGCGGAAGGCACCGCGGGUGCUCCUGCUGCCGCCGCUGCUCAUUCCAGUCGUUCUCAUCACGCGGUGGAUGGUACCGCUUCUACCUCCGCCAACGCUAUUACUGCCCAUUCGAGUCGCUCUCAUCAUGCUACAGACGCUACCGCUGCCCAUUCCAGUCGUUCUCAUCAUGCUCAACAGGAGAAGCAGGAUGAAAAGAAAGGAGUUAUCGGAGGAUCAUCGAGAGGCACCGCGAUAGAUUAUCGAGAGUAUCGCGAGAAGAAGGAGCGAGAACGUCUGGAGCGGGAGAAGGCAGCCGCUGCUAUCGGCCAUAUCACCGAUCCUAACAAGCCCCACCAUUCGCAUCAUCAUAAACCAGUAUCGAAUACAAAUAUGCCGAGCAAACAUCAGAUGCUGUCUGUGCAAAAGGGCAUUAAUCUUCAUCAUAAUCAUCAUCAUCGACCGGACAUGAAGGUAGGCCAACCGGUGCCGCAGCGACACUCGACUGGUAGUCAACCUAAUCGUGAUCCCAGUAGACAACGAUUGUCGAGAGAGCAUAAUGCCGGCAUGGCCACCACAAGUGCCGGUAUAACACACUCCUCGCAUUCUCAUGCCAAUUUAGAUAGUUCCUCGUCCGAAUCCUUACCUCAUAGGUCGGACAGUGGUGUCGUACAGGAUUCCACAUCCUUGGCACAUAGUAGUUUGCAGGAAAAAAUGAGUAAUAAUAACCACACCGGACAUAGAGUGAACGCGCUCGAUAGCAAACAUCAGGCGCACGAUAAGAGGUUGUACCGAGGAGAGGACCCAAGGCUCAAAUCCGCCAAAUAUGCGGACAUGAACAGAAUUGAAAACCAACGACGAAAAACAGAGACGCUGGAGCAGAGAUGUGAGGAAGUGCGAAAAUUGAUCGAGAAGCCAUUGCCGCCGCCGAAGCAGGCGGACAUACCGUAUCUGAUGAACGCGCAGCAAAAACAGCAUCACGCCAAGUACAAUCAACAACAGCAGCAAGACAAAGGCAGCUCAUUCUCGGGUGAUAUGAAACACAUGAUAACUGCCAAUCAGAACACGCUUCCGCAAGGUACGUCACCAAGCGCUUCGUCAUCUCAGAAGUCUGCACCCGUAAAGGUGCAAAUGUACAGUCAACAUGCGCAAGGUGUAUCACAGAUUUUAAAAGAUACUAUCAAAAAUGGCAAUUCUCAGUCUUGUCUGAACACAUUGAACAACAUGGAUGAUACGAAAUCAGAGAAGCGAUCGCGAUCAAUGGUGCACGAAGAAUUCGCUGAGAAAAAUUCUGUCGACGUUCAACAGAGCAACUUACAUACACCACCUGGCAAACACAGAUCAUUGUUCAGCCCAGAGACGCCAAUCGUGACCAGAGAAUCGCAUGCGCAAAGUUCAAGGCCUAAAUCGAAACAGAAGACACCACCCUCCGCAGCUGCGAAGAUGAAGGAACGCGUGUCACCGUUCGCGAGUUCUCCAACUCUGCAAGACUCGAUAAAACGACCAUCCAACGAUAGCGUGCAUAAGAGGACUCGUGCAUUGAGUAUCGGCGAGAACGAGCCGAUGAGAAAACAAGAUAUCAAAACGGAAGAUACAGCCAGUUUGGAGGCGAUGAAGAUGCUCGGUCGCGUGCCUGAUCUGAUCCAACCGAUACGCGACAAUCCGUUGUCGUCAAAUGGUAGAAACAGCAGCGUGUCAUCCAUCAUUAAUGAUCUAAAACCGCCAGAACUCAUUAAAUUCGAGCCUGAUCAACCUCGCUUCAACGUGAUGUCACAGCAAAAAACCUCAUCGAUGAACGUGAACGCACUGACUAAUGGUAUGGACCUCAACAUAGUGAAACAAGAGUUUCCGGAACAUCGUGUGAAAAAAGAAUUUCCAGAGCAUUAUAUAAAGAAGGAACCAGGACACAGAGCUCCGGAACCAACUCAAACAAAGCUUGAAUAUACAUCGCCAAGUGUCAACAAGUCCGCACAGAGUAUAAGUGCGUUACUCCAGGAGACACUGGCGCCGAUGCCAUCGCUGUUACAGGGACUGCAACAACCUAGCCAAUUACCUACUCAGCAGGUACAUCAAGAACAAUUGCUGCAUCAUCACCAGCAACAUCAGCUACAGUCUGUUCAGCAUUCGUUGAUGGAUCAUCAAUUACCAGUAUCAAUGACUCAAUGUUUAUCGAUAGCAAGCGAUAAUUUCACGCCGAUAGCUUCGACCGUUGAUAUCAGUGUUCUCUCUGACAAUGUAUCAAUGACGCUGCCGAGCAACAUAGUGGAAUUGACAACGCCAGUCUCCACGGUAACGACUGUUCCUCCGGUCGAGGAAAAGAAAUCGGAGCAUCAUAAGAGCGAGAAGAAGAAAAAGAAGGAAAAACAUAAGCACAAAGACAAAGAAAAGAGUAAGGAGAAGCAUAAGCAUAAACACAAGGAUAAAGAUAAGGAGAAACAUCGUGAGAAAAAAGAUAAGGAAAAAAAUGAGGAAACCCCAACGACAGCACCCAUCAAAAUUACGAUCCCCAAGGAUAAAUUGAACCUCAGCACAGAAGCAUCGCCAACCGUCGGCGGAGGUCUCGGCUCUUCGGACAAAAAUAUAUCACCGCAGAGCACGGGCUUAAAAAUUAAGAUUCCAAAAGAACGGCUCAAGGGUACUGAUAGCGUGCCUACUUCAUCGGCCGCGCAGCCACCGAUGGUGCAGGGUCCAUUAAAGAUCAAGAUACGUACCGAUCUCGGCAUCUCGAGGAGUUCCGCGGCACCACCAUUGGCGUCAUUAUCGUCGUCGAAUGGAUCUUCGCACAUGCAGUUCUCUGAAUCAUCGGCUAAUGAAACGACGAGUCGGAAACGCGAGCGAUUCGAGAUGAUGGGCGAGAGCUCGGGCAGCAGUCUCCCACCUACGAAGAAACAGGCAAUGAUGAUACCCCCGACGGGUUACGGCCAGGGCCACCGACCCGGAGAAAGGCAGAAUGGCAGACACUAUAACUCCGGCAGCAAUAAUAAGGAAAGACAUGCGUCCAGCCAUCAUAAAAGCUCCAGCAAACUGCCUCAGUCUCAGCAGUCGGCGUAGUAUGACUACUUGGCUCAAGUAAGCACGUGGUGCUGGAAAUGGAUUCUCCUUAACUCGAUCAGUCCAGUCUGAAGAGGAAUAACUCAUGAAUGAGGAAAUACGUUUUGUUUUCCAACGAUUACCUUGUGUGCAUUUUCCAAUGAGGACAAAACCAGAAGUGGCGCUUUGGAAAUGUAGUUUGCUGUAGAAGGUAGUUCUUCAUAUCCGUAUUAAGAAUUCUAAAACCUCGCUUCAAAUACCCUUUAGUUUUUUAAGGUAUGAAGGACUAUCUUUGCAUUAAACUGCGCUUUUAAAAGUGCAUUUCCAUUUCUGGUUUCUUGCGAGAUAUCUGAGAUGUAACAUUCGAAUAUGUUUUGAGAUAUUCUGAGAAAUACCAUGGCAUGUAUAUUAGGCAUAUCUGGUUUAUGCCAUUGAUUAUUUACUUCGAUAAGGAUCAUCUCUAUUCGGUUUUCUUCCUCACUCUCUCUUUCUCUCUCAUUUUUUUCUUUUUUGACGAUAAGUAAAAAAAGAAAUGGGAAUACGUGUUACUUGUAACAUUUAUCGUUACCAUUACUUUCUCUUUAAAUCUUGUGAAAAUAACGUCACUUUAAAAGAAUGUAAAGAAGUUUGUGUAAUAUUCGAGUAAAUUGCCACUUCUAUGGGAUUGAAAAGACUCGUAUUUAGUUCUGUAGAAACUUUGACUUUUAUUAGAGUAGUAAAUCACUUGAACUCAGACUAAAUUUUUACUCUUUUAGAGUGACGUUUUUACAAGAUUUACAGAGUUUUACAAAAGUAACGGUAAUAAUAACGUGACAUUACGAAUAAUGCGUUACUUCUCAUUUCUGGGCGUUUUGCAUUAGCUUUUGAUGAAAGCUGUCAUGACGGCAAAAUACUUUAGCGCUGUGAUGUCAGAACUAAAGGCGCAGUUCACAUGAGAAAUCGAAUGGAGGGAACGCCUACACAGGGAGAAAGCAUGUACACUCUGAGAGAAAAGUCUUUGGUGUUCGUGAUUAUAAUUGAAUAUUAAAAUAAUAGUUAGGAACUCCAUUUUUGUAGUUACUGUUAGUAAUAAUAAUAAAAUACAAUAUGUUAUACUGUAUGCGUAUUCUCUCCAUUCGACUCUCGCGUGAGCCGCGUCUUCAGUCUGCCAUCAUUGCCGCGGAGUAGAAAAUAGAAAUUAAAGAAAAGAAAACAUGAUCUUUUUUUUCUGGUAAAUCAGAUGUGACUAGACAUUUCUCUUCGCUCGCAAUCUGCUCACUCUUUCUUCCAUUUAUCCAGCGUACACGCGAUUAAGAAUAAUGUUUCUUAAACAGAGAUGAUUCUUGUUGAUUUGUAAGAUAAAUGCGGACAAUGUGAGGCUCGUGUUCUUAAUUAAAAUUAAUCAUGCACGACGAAAUGCGUGACACAUUGACACACAUAAUGCCAUGACUACUUCGAUACGAUCUAACACUUCGCUAUUUCACGCGCCAGUUUUUGUUUACUUCUCAUAGCGAUUGUGUGACGAUUUAAUAACAACUCUGACAUGAUUUAACGCUUCGCUAUUUCCUACUCGAAUUUUCACUUUUUAUAAUAGAGUUCCAUGUCUCGAAGUGAAAUUACUUACAUUUUAUUUCAUUUUAGUGUACGUUCUCUUUUAUCAUCCAAGUGAUUGAUAAUUGAUAACAUUUUACAGUUGAUAAUUUCUCAUGAAGAAGAAAACUAUCUGGUACACUGAAAAGAAUAUUUGAAAGAAUUGAACAAGUAUUUUUUUAAUAAUUAUACUCGCGCAAAUAACGAGGCGUUAAAUUGGAGGAAGUUCUAGAGGGCGAGAUCUUUAUAGUUUCGGGUUGAAAGGACAAAAAAAGUAAAAAGAGAGGAAAAUUAUCGUCAGAAAAAGAAAAUAUACUGUAAAGAUAAUUGAUAACAAGAUGAUAGAAGGAUGGCAAAAGAUAAUAGAAAAUGAUGACAGAAUUCUUUCUUCUCACUAUUUCGUCGCCUUAGUUAGAUAUCUCAUAUUUAUCCCGUCGUUCUUCCCCGGAAAGAACGUGAAUAUUCAUUGCCGAAUAUUCUUGGCCUGUAAAUUAACCUUUGACAGGUUGAUUCGUUGCAGAGAAAAAUUUGGCAAAUUCGGGAUUUUAAUUUAAGUAGCUACAUCCAAUGAAAAUUUAAGAUUAUUAUAAGAACAGACCGACAGCGCGCGAUUUGAUUUCGGAUCGCUCGACUUUCGGGGCUAUAGUUAGGUGAAAAUUUGCGUACUUGUAUAUUGGGAUUGGCGUGGCGCGCGAACUCUAGAUUUUUUAAGUAAAGUAGGUCAAUAUUACAUUACUACAAUUAAGGAUUGUUUACGAACUUCGAAUACGUUAUGCAUUUAACAAUGCCUUAUUUCCAGGCUGUGUUUUAAUUGAUAUUUUCUCCCGUGUAUUUGUUUCUUUUUACACGCAUCACGUAUGCUGCUCAUAGAGAGUAUGUCCAUUCACAUUGCCUCAUGAUGACUCAACGUUUCUCAAAUCCUCCGGUUCCGAUAAUUCACUUCAUCGAAAGUCAAUGUCACCUAAUGUUCUAUCUGUUACCGAUUGUUCCACGAGAUAAAUCUACGACCGAAUGUCUCUACAACGAAACGAUCGAUUUCAAUUAAGGAGAAACAAACAGAUCCAUACACAUGACACAUUUACACACAUACAUGCGCAUCCAUACGCAUACACGUACACGUACACGUGCACUGAAUACCUGCUCGACAUUUAUAUUAUCACCUUAUUGUGUAAAUAGCUCCCUGCCCGCAUAAUAUAAUAAGUAAGCGUCUCAUAUAUGCUCUAUCGUGUAAUCUAGUAUAAAGAACUAUAAGGUAAUAUUGAUAUUAUACAACAGACUGUAAAUAAGAUUAUUUUGUAAUGCCAAAAGAAACCAAAUGAGAAUAAUCUACUUCGCACGGUGUUACGCAUAGUUGAAUGCGUAUGAGUGACACGCGUUUAACACACGUACGUAUACACAGCAUACACAUAAAACACAGACACGAAAUAUAUCUGCGCGCGCGCGCGUCGGAUGAUGUUAACAUGUAUAAUUGCGCGCAAUCACCGAUUGCGAAUCCACGCAGCACACCUUAUCCGAGGUACGUCCGUGCAACUGCUCGUAGACAAGAUGUGCUCGGUGGAAAGUCAAACACGUGCACAAUGUUUUGUUCGACGAUACGCGCCGAUUAUAGUUAAACUUUGUUCAACGGUACGCAACGCCGUAUAGGAUCAAAGUGUGUUCGCUCGGUCGACGAUCGUCCCAAUCAUACUUUAUUUUUCUUUUGUUUUAUAUAUAAAUAUAUAUAUAUAUAAAAAUAAUCAACUUAAGUUAAGCCUAAGUUAAGCGUCAAUUAUGUCAGACGUAUGAAUUACGAAUUGCGCAAUUUAUAUCGCGUAUCCAACGAUAAAAAAAAUAAGAGAACGAAAAAGAGAUUAGAAGUAUCGCGUCUCUCGCCACAUGUAGCUGUACCGAGAUUCUGUAACUUCCAAGUCUAAUGCACAAUGAAAAGCACAGGCACAUAACAACAGGGAGUAAGGAACAGUUUAAUAUGUUAACAAAAAACGCUUUAUACGUUUUUUUUAUUUAAUAUAUUGAACUGUUUCUUAUUUCCUGUUGCUAUUGCCUGUGCUCUUCCUUGUGCAUUAAGCUUUAACGUUAGUGUUGAUAUUGUUACAUUAUCAUUGCGCAGCUUUUUUAUAAUAUACAAUAUCUGCGCAACGACAGUAUAACGAUACUGUUAAGAGUUAUAGAAUUUCGCUACUGAGCAUUUAAUUGACUGAAAUUGACUAUGAAACAGAGUGAGAGAGAAAGAGGAGAAGCGGCGUAGAGACGUUGGAUUAAUUAGCACCAUUGUUAUUGUAUAAAAUAUUCAUAUCGCAUUACUCGAAAAUGAGAAUGUGUUUUAAUUUUCUAAUUUUUUUUUUUGUAGUGUGCACGUGUCGACAGUGCACAUGGCAUACGUGGCGCGAGCACAAGAAAUCCAACGACGAUCGUAUAAUGUGAUUGUAAAGAGAUGUAUUGUUGAGGUCAGUCUACAGUAGGUGUAGUAAGUUCCAAGUUGUAAAAAGUUCAUUGAUCAUAGACGAGUAUUCUUCUCACGUUCGAUUAUGACUAUUCAAUUUUUUACGACCCAAGGUUUACUAUACUUAUUUUAGAUUAACUCUUAUUUGUUUGAUUGAAGAGCGAUCGAGUUUUAUGACGCGAUAAAAUUGCGCGACGCCGCACAUCUCUCAUGAUACGGCAGGAAUAUUUUUAAUUCUUAUUGUAGAGGAAAAAGAAAAAGGGAGAGCGGAGCGACGAAGUCGAUUUUGUCGCGCCGAUGUACAUUUCGGCGUAAUUAUCAAGUCUCGUAGCUGAGAAGAGAAACGAAAGAACGAAAAGAGCUAGAUUUCAUUCAACAAUCCUCUUUCGUUGAAAGCGUUUUCCGUUCGUUUCUCGGCUGCGCGACGUUUAUCGCUAAUUCUUUUCGCCAACACAUGUAAUUAACGCAAUUGUAUUGCGGGGGACAACGAGAGCCGUUGAGUGGAACAACGUCAUAGCGAAAACAAUGUUUCUCCCUUUUUUUAUGUUAUAAUCUCGCACUGUUUUGUAUACACGAAAGACUAAAAAGAAUCUGAAAACCCGUUUCGUUUUUUUUGUAUAAAAAGCAGCACGUAAUCAAGUAAUUAUUCCGACGGGAAUGUAAUUACUUGAUUACAUGUUUUUUAUUAUUAUUAAAAAAAAAAAAACGAGACGAGCUUUUAUAUUCUCUUUAGUUUUUCGUUACAAAAAUCGCAAAUGAGCAACUACGUCAAGUAUUUCCAUGAGCCUUUCUGUGCAUCUAAGUUGCAGAAAGGGGAAAUGCUUUUUUUGAAUGUAUUUUGAAUCAAAGUUAAUCAGCAUAUAUCCAAUCAAUCCACGUGUUUCUCUUAACAGCUCUCGUCCAAAACCUGAAAGUAACGUCCGAACGAUCGUCGAAAAGGAAAAGAGAAAGAGAGAGAAGGUCACAGUCUUCGUCGUUGUCGCGAUUAUGAAAUCGUAUGUGUAUGAUGCGCCGAUGAGACGAGCAGGCUGCCGUAAGCCAAUCGCGCUCCUACUAAAAGAAAUGAGCGAAUAGUGAAAGUCGAUGCUAAAUACGAUCGAAUGAAAAAAUGUAAAUAGUAAUUAGCUGUAAGGAUUUUAGAGAAAUAACAGCCGUUUUCACGGCGAGAGACGGAGAGAAGGAAUGUAAACUACCGCUCUCGCGUAAUUUUGCACGUACUCCCCGGUCGCGCGGAGAGGAUCUCGUGGGGUUUAUCGGGUUCGCCGUUUCUUCGACAGCAGGAGGAAUAGAAUUUUCGGACUCGCCCAACCGCGUAUGUUUCGUAUUCAUUUCGCCAGAACAAGACGAGGAUACAUCUCCGGGGAUGUAUAGCGCUACUAGAAGCGCGUAUAUUUUCAUUAAUUGUUGAUUGGUACAUUGUGCGUUGAAAAUAAAAAUUGGAGCAUAAGUGAACGGAAAAAUCGAGUGACGGAAGCGUAAACAAAAUUUACUUUUAAGAAAUUGGAAUAGCAAAACGUAAAUGUGUUUAUUUCAUAAAACUUUUUUAAGAGACAUUGCUUUCCUUUUUCUUUUACAUUUUCAAUUUACGCUUCCUCGAAAUUUUUUAAUCUUUUUUUGGUGUAACUCGCGUCGUUAGCUGGACGCACAUAAACGCAUUAAAUAAUUAUUUUGUUUGGGCGUAAUAGAUGAAUCAUCUUGUGGUUCGCGAGGACUUGUGUGUUCACUGGAUUCUUCCUGCUGAGAACGGUGAAUCGAGAUCCUGCUAACUGUGCUGUUCCGAUUCGUAUCUUUCUCAUUUUUUAUUCUAUUUUUCACUAAAAAAAGAAUUUGGUAAUGAUAAUUAAGCUUUGAUAAAAUAAUUUCAAUUAAAUAAUUGGAUUAAUAUUUAGCUAAAUAUAGCUAAAUAUUUAAUAAUUAUACUAAUAGUAGCCAGGCGGUUGCUGAAUAUUAUGAAAUAAAAAUAUUUAGUAAUAUUAUAUUAAUCGAAUAUUAUAUUAUUCUGGUUAUAUUAAUAUUUGAAAUUAUUUCAUCACAAAACUCGUUAUCUAGCCGAUACAGCACAUUAAUAUUGUAUCAACAUCUCAGGAAUAUUUAAUCGCAAGAUUGCGAAUAUUUCAGCAACAUUGUGAAAUAUUGAUAUAAUAUUAAUAAGACAUUGCAGCAAUGUCUAAUGUCUAAUGUAGAAAAAUCAAUAUUGAAAAAAUAUUCACACUUCAACAUUCAACAUCGCAAUGUUGCUACAAUGUUCUGUGCUGUAUGGGUAAGUAUCAUCUAGGCUUAAUUGUUAUUACCAGACUCUUCAUUUGGUGCAUUUAUUCUCGAGCGCCACGUUCCACGUUUGACUUGAUGGAUGUGACAGGUUUUACGCGUGUCUCGUGGCUGAUACUCGAAGCUACGAAUUUCAGCACAAUGUGACUUCGUGGCGAGCCGAAGUUCGCGACCCGGGGAGACUCGGUGAAUCGAGCCGAGUUUGCUGUUAGUUUAAGACGGCGUGCAAAAAAUUGUCCUAAAAUAAAUGAAAAAAAAAAAAAAAAAAAGGCAAACGAUCAUUAAACCAACUGCCAAAGAUUUUCUUUACCCUUUUCCCUCCGUAAAGGUUUUCAAUUUCACGCCACUCACAUUUUAUUCGACCAGAUUUCGUUUAAAUUUCGAUAACUCAGCCGGAAGUGAGAGGGUGGGAUGGGGGUAGGAAGAUUCGCGCGCAACUUCAUUUCGGGCCUCGUGCCACGUGAAGUUACUUACGUUACGAAUAUGUAGCAACGCGAACUUGAAAUUGUUUUGCGCCGUGUUUGUACAGCCGUUUAAUUAUCCAGAAUUUGUUUCUGUAUAGUUAUAAGACGUGAAUUUAAUAAAGAGAGUAUUCUUCGUCGCUAAGGUA